This is a messenger RNA of Rhopilema esculentum, 1863 nucleotides long. Its product is annotated as clavesin-2. Gene Ontology annotation, molecular function: phosphatidylinositol bisphosphate binding. Gene Ontology annotation, cellular component: membrane. NCBI's taxonomy places the organism in Eukaryota, Metazoa, Cnidaria, Scyphozoa, Rhizostomeae, Rhizostomatidae. The record is from RefSeq and is a predicted model, not a curated record.
UUUUACAAGCCAUAGUGACCUUGUUCAAAUAUUCCGUUCAUCUUUGGGUUUAAGCGUAGUUAAAACUGGUUGGUCAUAGGAUACGUUUCAACCAAAACAAAUUUUUAAGAAAUCUUUUAAGGUGGCAGAAAAAUACAUUUCAAGAUCUUCUGUAGAAAGUAUGGGCUUGAAAUUUAAAUUCAUUGCUCUGAGGAGAGGAAAACUGCCUACAUAAUAGAUAUCAAAUCAGAGUUUGCAAAGAUCGCUGCAAGCUAUCAUCGACAAGAGUGGGUUACGAAGCUGCGAAGGAGCCAAAGCAGCUGCCAAUUGCCGUUUCUUGUCGGCUGAUAGAAUGCAGCUACAGCAUGGGAAAAUUUCGAAGCAGGUGUUGAGGAAGAUCAUCAAGCAAAGUCGCAAAGAGAUUGCACGACUGGCCUAUUGUGACGAAGCAUUUCAUUUCAAAUUCAUCGUCUGUAGUUUCUGUUUUUUAUUCAAACACAUGUAGCCUUCGGUAAUGGUGCGGUAUCGAAAGCAUGUUAAUUCAAGAGAACAUCUUGGACACAUACAGCAACUUUCUCUGUAACUAACCUGACGUGAUGGUGGAUAUUUACGCCAGUUGCGAAAAUGUUUGCGAAAAUGCUCGCCAAGAGCUUAAUGAACGUAUUGACACUCGAAGUUUUGACAUUGAAGCUUUACGAGAUCGGAUGUCAGAAAGACCAGACGUCUAUUUCGAGAGAAAAGACGAUGAAUUUCUGCUACAGUUUUUAAGAGCUCGCAAGUUCGACAAAGACAGAGCUUUCAACCUGCUUGUAAACUACUGUAGAUUCCGUCGACGUCAUAGACAGUUCUUUCGCUCGUUACGAGCAUCUUGUUUACGGCCAGUUUUCGAAGAUGGACUGCCAAUGGUCAUGCCGGAACGUGAUCAUCUGGGUCGUAGCAUCGUAAUAAUGUUCCCAGGGAACUGGAAUACGAAGCUGUACACCUUUGACGACAUUUUACGAUCCUUAUUGUUGACAAUGGAAUAUCUGAUAGAAAGCGAAAGAACUCAAGUUUGUGGUGUUGUAUUUAUAGUCGAUUUCACCGGAUGGAGGCUGUCAGAUGCAUCGCACCUCAACAAGUCACAUUUAAUAGAUGCCAUCAAAGUCUUCCAAGACUGUUUUCCAGCCAGAUUCAAAGGAGUCCACUUUGUUAACCAGCCUUGGUAUGUGAGAUUGCUAAUGGCUGUCAUCCGACCAAUUUUAAAGCAGAAGGCCCAAAAUAGAAUCCAUUUCCACGGAAAAGAUGUUUUGCGUCUUCACAGCUACGUUCAUCCAAGUGUGCUGCCUCCUGACCUGUGUGGCGAUCUAAAAGUUUCAGACAAAUCUUGGCUUUAUAAAGCUUUACUUGACAGAGAAGUGAGCAAACAUAAAAGUUGAUUGAAUUUGGUAGAUUGUAUUUGGUACUAACUGUCGUGCUUACCUACAUUAUAUAAUUCAUGCAUGUUUAUACAAGUUCAUUCACCAUUAUUACUCGCUUUUAUCGCUUUUGAUUCUGCACGUGCCGUCGCCAAAACAAUUGAAAAGUCAAGAGCAGAAUUUCAAGACCUAACCAUAGAAUUUCACUCGAGAGAGAAUGCAGCAAUGUAAAAGCAAUAUGCCAGAAGCAGACGUUUCAUCUGAAAAGCUUUAUAUUGUGAAUAAUUGUAAAGAACUCAUUGUCAUUCUUCAUCAAAUCCUUCAUUCUAGGAUAUCAUUAGAUUUAUUUUGGAAUUUUCUGAAGGUAAUUGUGACGCGAAAAGCAAAAAAAACUGUCUAAGCUAUUCAUCCCUUCUUCGGGUUUCCUGGAAGGAGACUGCAGAAACGUUGGUGCUAAGCAUAGCCAACGUCAAAAGCAGCCUACAAUCAU